This is a messenger RNA of Microplitis mediator, 3578 nucleotides long. RefSeq names its product MATH and LRR domain-containing protein PFE0570w-like. Bases 92 to 3505 code for a protein of 1137 amino acids. Lineage: Eukaryota; Metazoa; Arthropoda; Insecta; Hymenoptera; Braconidae. The transcript is spliced from 3 exons. The record is from RefSeq and is a predicted model, not a curated record.
UUUUUUUAUACUCAAAGUUAAUUAAUAUUUACAUUAAUUAACUAUUUACAAUUCAGGUUUUUUUAUCCGGAUUUUUUGGUAAACACGAAAAAUGCGCUGGCAAAUUGGAGGAAAUAUUAGACCAGUGCGUUUAGUUUGCGAGCUUAAUUGGAAGGAGUGUCCAUAUGCUGUUUUAAAUUAUAUGUGGUCUGAAAUAGUAACUGAUGUUGUUGAUUGUGUUACUAAUGAGUCAAUCCUAUUACGAAUAAUAAUUUUAUUACUCGUGUCAACGAUUCUCGUUCACACAAUUUGGUCACGACUAAAAUCAUUAAACGAAAGUGUCCUUACAAAGGACACAUUAAAUGACGUAGGAUAUAAACUACAAGAUCUCGAAUUACGCGUUAAUAUAUUGACCUACAAAAUGCAGUACGGGACCUGGCCGCUGCCCGAGCAGAUAAAAGGAACGAGUAUCGAGGGACAUAAACAAAACAUACGAUUAACUUUAUCAGACAAUCGUUCUUGGUUAAACAAAUGUAUAAAAAAUACCCGCGAUAGCUUCAGCAUGCGAGUCCGCAAGCCGAAAACCGCCGAGACCAAGAGAAUUAAUUACGGGCACGAUGCAAAUGACAAAUUACAUCGGCGCAAAAGUGAUAAGAGUCUUACAGCGAGAGAUAAAAAUGAUUCACGACUUAAAUCCGCCAGCGCAAAGUCCAAGAGUAGCAGAGAGUCGAUUAAUUCUAGUCUGACGUCAUCCAAUGAUUCUUUAGACGGGUCGUCUAAGAAAAGUUUGAAUAAUAAUUCGAUUUAUCCCGUCGAUAAAAUUUUUAAGUCUUCGCAAAAACCAGCCACGACCAAAGAAAGUCUCGCGGACGUCCAGCAGCGAUUGGAAAAAUUGCAAAAUGUUUUGAAAACUUACAGUCAGGAUAAUUUAUUAAUCAUCAAGUCUAAGGACAAUGAUGAUGACGAUGAUAAGAGAGAAUUUAGAGAUUUUUUGAAAGAAUUAAGCGACUUGCGCACUGAUACUGAAAGUGAUGACAAUAAAUUAGAUGCUGAUGUUGAUAAUAAUAAUGAUAAAUUAAUAAUUAAUGAUGACUCGAGUGAAGGAAAAGAUAAAAUUACUGGUAGUGAAAAUAAAAAUGAUUUCACUGGGGAGGGAAAUUUAAAUAAAUGUGAAUUUAAAUCCAAUGAAGAAUUAACUGAUGAAUUAAAUGACAGUUUGAAUUUAAAUGGGAAUUUAGUUGAAGGUUUCAAUGAAACGGAAACUGAAGCGUUGAAACGGACUUUGAUAAAUGAAUUUUAUUUAGAAAAUAAUUUAAUGGGUGAAGAUAAUUUUGGGUUUAACUCGCAAUUAAAUUUUACGCAGUCGAAAUUACUGGAUAUUAUUAAUGAAGAGCAGUCGGGCAGCAGUUGCACGGAAAAAAUAAGCAAGACGAUGAUUUGUUUUAAAAAAAUAAGCCAGGAAGCGGAAAUUCUAGACGCUGUUGAGGGAAAAAAUUUAAUUCAAGAUGAAUCACUGGAGCUGAUCCAGGAGUUGCGAUUUAAUGAGACUGAUUUAGAUGAGGAAGUAGAAUUUGUUGGUAAAAAUUGUGGGAUUGGUUUAGAGAAAUGGGAAAAUUUUGAUGAGUUGUCGAUAGCACGCGAGUCUAGUGAGCUGGUAAAUAAAUUAGAGAUCACGGAAGUUAAUGGAGGGGAUGAAAAAUUAGACGGCUUAAUGAUAAAUGAAAAUAAAAAUGAAAAUGAAUUGAAUAUUUAUGAUUUAUUGGAAAUAAAAAAUGAAGGAAGUGGAGAUAAAAAAUUAUUAGAAGAGAAAAUAAAUAUGGAGUUCAUUAAAAGUAAUGAAGAUCUGAUAGAUUUGAAUGACGACGCAGAAAUAAAAAUAGAUAAUGAAAAAAUAAAAGAUUUUGAUAAAUUUAAUUUAAUUGAUAGUGAGGAACUCGAUGAUUUUAAUCUGAGUGACGAACCUCUGACGGCAAGGACGAUAAUUAAUGAAAAUAAAUCUGAAAAUUCGGGUGAUAUUAAAAAUUUGAUAGAACUGGAGCAGCUGACAUUCGAAGCUCUGACGCGGGUUGAAAGUUCAUGGGACACUGAGAUAACUAAAACAAUAUCUGAAGCAUCGACGAUCAAUUUUGAUUCGCUGGACGAGGAUUUGAAGCUCAACACCAGCGAAAUAAAAUCCCUGAAUGUUUUGUCUAAAGAGAGCAGCGUUUAUUUGACAGUCGAUUCUAUUUCGGAUUUGUCUGUCGACAAAAGUCUGGAGUCUGGUGAUAAAAUAAAUUUACUUGAGCCCGACAGUUUGGAGAUGAAUGAAAAUAAUUUUGAAAAAGUGGCAGAAAAUUCAAGCGGCGCUCGGACACCGGCUGAGAUAAAUAAAAGCAGUGAAUUGACAAGUUCGUUAUCUGACAAAAUGUUUCAGCAGAAUAUUUAUAACAGCGAGUUAAAUUUAUCUUGCGAUAAAUCUAAUGGUCUGAUAAACAAUCCGAGUGAUAAAAUGAAUAAAAAAUCACGGGCUAAUUCGCUAACGGGAAUAAAGUCUUUUAAAAUAUCUGGGGACGGGGAAAAAAAUGGAGAAAAAAUUUUAAACACUAAAAUAAAUAAUAAUUCACAAAAAACGCGUAGUAAUUUAAAUUUGACACGCGAUAAUGAGCAUGAGAAAGGCGAGAGACGUGUAAUUAAUUUGCAGAGGCGCAGCAAAUCGUACGUGACCCCUAGAAAAGUCGAAGCAAGUCCAAGGAUUAAUACCGGGAAUGCUAAUAAAUUAUAUAAAUUUAAUUCAAGAUCACGUGAGUCGAUGAAUAAAUUAUCUAAAUCCUGUAUUCCGGUUCUGAAGACCCGUUUGGAGAGUAAGAAAGACGAUUGCAGGCCUAAAAGUCCAGCUCGCGGGCCGCUGACUGUGUCUGUCAGUCUGGAAAAUUCUAAGCAAAAUAUCCCGGUGAUUACUGAAGGCGCUUUUUGUAGACCGGUAGUAAAACGCGGUAACUCUGCUGUUGAUUCAGAAGCUGGAGGUAAAAGACACUUUGAAGUAAUGAGUGAUAAAAAUAAGGAGUUAAUUAUGAAGGACCAGACAAUUAUUUACGUGAAUGUCGUCACUGACAGCGAUAACUGUGUGACCAAAGUUAUUGAUCCCAAAACAUUUUUGGAGUUUAUAAAAGACCGGGAAUUAAAUGUACAAGAAGUUAUUGACAAAAGUGUCGGUGAAAAUAAUUCAGAUAAUUCUGAAGAUAAAAAUAAAAAUUCUAAAAUAAUAACUGUCGUGUCGUCAGCAAUUAAUAGUAAUAAUAAUAAUAGUAAUAGUAAUAGUAGUAAUAAUAAUAGUAAUAAUAAUAAUUUUGUGUGCAAUAAAUUAAAAGAGAAGGAAGUGUUAGCGAAGCCUUCAAUAGCACACACGAGCACAUCGAUAUCAGAUUUAUCAGGAAUUUCAAAACUUAAAUUGCCAGUUGACCACAAGCGUGUUCCUGACCGGCCGUCAAAUUUAAAUGUCGCGGGCAUUGAAAAUAUUUUUAAACGCAAAAACAAUAAAUCUAAAUGACAGUGAUUGUAUUUUAAUGAUGAUGUUUUGUAAAAGUAUUUUAAUUUGUACUGCGCUUUUAAAUUUUAAAUAU